AGUAGACAGUGUCGAGUCAUAGAAGAACCACAAGCCCCAGAAGCUCUCGCGUCACUCUUCCCCUCCCCUCCUAUAGUCGGAGUGCUGUUUUUGUUGUUGGUGAAAGGUGAGGGGAACAGCUGAUCCGUCCGUGGGGACAUCAGCCAUCUUGAGGACAGCAUGGAAGAGUCAUCACUAAGCCGGGCACCAUCCCGGGGUGGAGUCAACUUCCUGAAUGUGGCCCGCACCUACAUCCCCAACACCAAGGUGGAAUGUCACUACACUUUGCCUCCGGGUACCAUGCCCAGUGCCAGUGACUGGAUUGGCAUUUUUAAGGUGGAAGCUGCCUGCGUUCGAGAUUAUCACACGUUCGUGUGGUCCUCAGUGCCAGAAAGUACAACUGAUGGCUCCCCCACCCAUGCCAGUGUCCAAUUCCAAGCCAGCUACCUGCCCAAACCAGGAGCCCAACUCUACCAGUUCCGGUAUGUGAACCGCCAGGGCCGGGUGUGUGGGCAGAGCCCCCCCUUCCAGUUCCGAGAGCCAAGGCCCAUGGAUGAGCUGGUGACCCUGGAGGAGGCUGAUGGAGGCUCUGACAUCCUGUUGGUUGUCCCUAAGGCCACCGUGCUUCAGAACCAGCUGGAUGAGAGCCAGCAGGAGCGGAAUGACCUGAUGCAGCUGAAGCUGCAGUUGGAGGAUCAGGUGACAGAGCUGAGGAGCCGAGUGCAGGAGCUGGAGGCAGCUCUGGCCACGGCCAGGCAGGAGCAUUCGGAGCUCACCGAGCAGUACAAGGGGCUCUCCCGGUCCCAUGGGGAGCUCUCAGAAGAGAGGGACAUCCUGAGCCAGCAGCAGGGAGACCAUGUGGCCCGUAUCCUGGAGUUAGAGGAUGACAUCCAGACCAUGAGUGACAAAGUGCUGAUGAAGGAGGUGGAGCUGGACAGGGUUAGAGACACAGUGAAGGCCCUGACACGGGAACAAGAGAAGCUCCUGAGACAGCUGAAGGAAUUCCAGGCAGACAAGGAGCAGAGUGAGGCUGAAUUACAAACGGUCCGAGAGGAGAACUGCUGCUUAAAUACAGAGCUGGAGGAGGCCAAGAGCCGGCAAGAAGAGCAAGGUGCUCAGGUCCAGCGACUGAAGGACAAGCUGGCCCACAUGAAGGACACCCUGGGCCAAGCCCAGCAGAAAGUGGCCGAGCUGGAGCCCCUGAAAGAGCAGCUCCGAGGGGUCCAGGAACUUGCAGCCUCAAGCCAGCAGAAAGCGGCCCUCCUUGGGGAGGAGUUGGCCAGUGCAGCAGGAGCUAGAGACCGAACCAUAGCUGAACUACACCGCAGCCGACUGGAGGUGGCUGAAGUCAACGGCCGACUGGCUGAGCUCAGCCUGCACAUGAAGGAGGAAAAGUGCCAGUGGAGCAAGGAGCGGACAGGGCUGCUGCAGAGCAUGGAGGCUGAAAAGGAUAAGAUCCUGAAGCUGAGUGCGGAGAUCCUCCGACUGGAGAAGACGGUGCAGGAGGAGAGGACCCAGAGUCACGUGUUCAAGACUGAGCUGGCCCGAGAAAAGGAUUCUAGCCUGGUGCAGUUGUCAGAGAGUAAGCGGGAGCUCACAGAGCUACGGUCAGCCCUCCGUGUGCUUCAGAAGGAGAAGGAGCAGUUGCAGACGGAGAAACAGGAACUGCUGGAGUACAUGAGGAAGCUGGAGGCCCGCCUGGAGAAGGUGGCGGAUGAGAAGUGGACCGAAGAUGCUGCCACAGAGGACGAGGAAGCCACUGCUGGGCUGAGCUGCCCUGCAUCUCUGACAGACUCAGAGGACGAGUCCCCAGAAGACAUGCGGCUCCCAUCCUAUGGCUUGUGUGAGAGUGGAAACACAAGCUCCUCUCCUCCUGGGCCUCGGGAGCCUUCUUCUCUUGUUGUCAUCAACCAACCAGCACCCAUUGCUCCCCAGUUCUCAGGUCCAGGGGAGGCCAGCAGCUCAGACUCGGAGGCUGAAGAUGAGAAGUCAGUCCUGAUGGCAGCGGUGCAGAGUGGGGGCGAGGAAGCCAGCCUCCUGCUUCCUGAGCUCGGCAGUGCCUUCUAUGACGUGGCCAGCUUCAUCUUCCGUGGAGCCCAAAUUGUCCUGCUCCCCCUCUCUCCUGCCCCCUCCCCUUCCCCAGGCACCAGGUAGGUACCUAGGUCCUCUGGGAGGAAGAGGAUGGAGACUGAGAGAAGGACCGCCAUCCAGAGCAUCUGUCUGGCUAUGCUAGAGAUGUUGCUCAUCCCUGACUUCCUGGGAAACUCUAGGAGGGGAACCUGCAGUAUGGGCAGGGACCAGGUGGUGCCUUCUGCCUGGCUCUCUAGUCCUAGUCAGGCCGACAGGGCCUCAGGGAAAAGAGCAUCAUGGCCUGGCCCCCCAACUCUGCCUGGCGUGUGGGGCUUGGGGCAGAAAGGGCCAGUGCUGUCAUUCUCUCUCUCUGCUGGAGCAGGAAGAUGAAGAACAGUGUCAGACUCAUUUUCAGCCCCAUUAGGCAGCAGACGGAGAUGGAGGGAGGAGAGCGGGAGACUGGGGGAUGGGUUCUGCACUACAGAUGCCAGCAGGGCCUCAUGAAGAGAGGACUUGGGUAUCUGGAGAAUAUUUUAAGCAGAAGAAGCCAUAGGAGAGGCUUGAACAGAGAGUGACCAGGAUGGCAUGUUAGGAACAAGGAACCACAUGGGUCGUGUUCCCUGAGGUCCCCGGGUCAAGAAGGCAGCAGAAGCUGCAGUGCUGCCUGAAGUCUGAGCCCCUGGGAGGGGAAGGGGAGACUCAGGAAUUCAGGAACCUUCCAUUGCUAUAUGACAAGUUUGAGGCUUAUAUCAGAAAUAAAAAUAAAGGCAGCAGAGAACCCUGA
This is a messenger RNA of Mus musculus (house mouse), 2833 nucleotides long. It is a transcript of the gene Calcoco1, whose product is annotated as calcium binding and coiled coil domain 1. The record is from RefSeq and is a predicted model, not a curated record. The transcript is spliced from 15 exons. The coding region runs from base 160 to 2133 and encodes 657 amino acids. Gene Ontology annotation, cellular component: nucleus; cytoplasm; cytosol. Gene Ontology annotation, molecular function: transcription coactivator activity; sequence-specific DNA binding; beta-catenin binding. Lineage: Eukaryota; Metazoa; Chordata; Mammalia; Rodentia; Muridae. Gene Ontology annotation, biological process: positive regulation of gene expression; positive regulation of DNA-templated transcription.